AUGGAGAAAGAACUCGAUAUUCAAGCAGUUAUUGGUUUCACUGGUAAAGUCAACGAAGGUUUGAUUUUGCACCCUGAUAAUGAACAUUUGAUUUAUCCCUUAGGUUCAACUAUUGUUGUCCGUCAUAUUAUUUCGCGUAGCCAAACAUUUUUGAGAGGUCAUGACAACCAAAUCUCAAUUAUCACUGUCUCUAAGACUGGUAAAUAUAUCGCAUCUGGCUAAAAGACUUAUAUGGGAUUUUAAGCUGACAUUAUUAUUUGGGAUUUUGAAACCCGCAGUCUUAUGCAUCGUCUCAAGCUCCACAAAGUUCUCAUUCAAAGUUUGUCAUUCUGCUGCAAUGAACAAUAUUUAGCUUCUCUCGGUGGAUAAGACGAUAAGAAUAUGAUGAUUGUUUGGGAUGUAGAAUAAGGAAAAGCCCUCUAUGGAGCUCCCAACAGAGAUGUAGUAAAUCAAAUCAAAUUCUUUAACAAUUCAGAUGAUAAAAUUAUUGCAGUUCUUAACAAUGGUGUACAAAUUUUAACAAUCGAUAAGGCAAACAAGAAGGUCAAAUCUUUAGAUGUUAACUUUGGUAAUAUUAAGAGACAAUAUACCUGCGUUGCUAUUGAUCCUAGCGAUACUUAUUGUUAUUGCGGUACUAAGACUGGUGAUGUUUUUGAAAUUAAUAUUGAAAGAGCCAUCUUCAAAAGACUUGGUCCUGUUAAAAAACUCUUCUCUCUCGGAAUAGGUACUCUUGGUCUCCUUCCUAACGGUGAUAUUAUUGUUGGUGCAGGAGAUGGUACUGUUGCUAAAUUAAGUAUUCAAAAUAUGUAAGUCUUAUCUCAAUCUGAAGUUUUGGGUGCAGUUACUUCAAUUUCAUUUACAGGAGACUAUACUCACUUCUUCUGUGGUACAUCUUAAUCUAACAUAUAUUGGAUCGAUACUGAAAAGUUGAAUCCUGAAUUGAGAAAUACUUGUCACUAUGAACGUAUUAAUGACAUUGCUUUCCCUUAUAAUUAUUCUGAUGUUUUUGCCACUUGCUCCACCACUGAUAUUCGUGUUUGGAAUGCCCGUAAUCGUUAGGAACUCCUCCGUAUUCAAGUUCCUAACCUCGAAUGUUAUUGUGUAACCUUUAUGAAUGAUGGAAAAUCAAUCAUUUCAGGUUGGAAUGAUGGUAAAAUAAGAGCUUUCUUACCCUAAUCUGGUAAAUUAUUGUAUGUUAUUUCUGAUGCUCAUAUUCACGGUGUAACUGCUCUUUCCACUACAAGUGAUUGCUAGAGAAUUGUUUCUGGUGGUAGUGAAGGAGAAGUCAGAGUUUGGGUAAUCAAUAAACAAACUCAAGUAAUGAAGGCAUCCAUGAAAGAACACAGAGGCCGUGUCUGGUCUAUCCAAGUAAAGAAGAAUAACGACUAGGCUGUUAGUGCAAGUGCUGAUGGUUCUUGCAUUAUUUGGGAUUUGAAAACUUUCACUCGUUUAAUGUGUCUCUUUGAAUCUACUCUUUUCAAGCAAGUUCUCUAUCACCCUGAAGAGUCUCAAUUGCUCACUACAGGUUCUGAUAGAAAGAUUACUUAUUGGGAAAUUUAUGAUGGCCAAGCUAUUAGAAUGCUUGAUGGAUCUGAAGAAGGAGAAGUUAAUGCUCUUUCCAUUACAAAGGAAGGUGAACAUUUCGUUUCAGGUGGUGAAGACAAAUUAGUUAAGUUGUGGGGAUAUGAUGAAGGUAUUAAGUAUUAUUCAGGUACUGGUCACUCAGGCGCUAUCACUAGACUUCAAAUCAGCCCUGAUCAAAGAACUGUAGUUUCAGUUGGUGCUGAAGGUGCUAUUUUUAUUUGGAAGAUGCCCGAAGAAGUUGUCCAUGCCAGAGCUGAUAACGAAUUACCAACCAUUUCAAAGGAAAAGCAUAAUAAUACUUAGAAUCAAGGUGAUAAUAAAAGCUCACACUCUCAAUAACACUCUUAAGUAUCUGGAGCAUCAAAGGGAUCUCAAAAGCGUUAUUGA
Molecule: messenger RNA, 1971 nt
Organism: Tetrahymena thermophila SB210
Lineage: Eukaryota; Ciliophora; Oligohymenophorea; Hymenostomatida; Tetrahymenidae
Product: WD domain, G-beta repeat protein
Exons: 10
Biological process (GO): cilium assembly
Molecular function (GO): protein binding
Source: RefSeq, a predicted model, not a curated record